UUUCACCCCAUGCUCCAGCCCAAGAGCAGAAGUUCCCUUGGUUGUGGUUUUCUCCCUCCCUUCUUCUCACCCCUCCCAAUCCUCACCCUUCUCUUCUUCAUCGCUCCCCCCCACCAACCCCCAGCUUCCAGUUUUAAAGAAAAACAGUCUCAGACUUUUUCAGUUAACAGCUAUUGUUUCCCCUAAAAUAAGGCAAUUCAACUCUCUAUCUCUUCCAAGAAAGCCUCAACUUCAAUAAAAGUAUAGCUCUGGGAAAAAUAAUCAGAAGAAAGUGGCCAGAAAUGGUUCAGACCUUUAUUUUUGCCAUUUGACCUUCAUAAAUUUGAAUUUACAACUUCACAUGCUAAGAACUCACCACAAACUCCCUAUUAGAACUCCAAGGAUCAGCUCCCUCCGCUGGCUUCACCUCCAGAUGUCUCUAGGCCUUUUGGAUACCAUAGGCCCUGCGGCACUAUUGAGACUCCUGAGCAGGGUCCAACCUUCAGGGCAGAAACAGCUCUACUAGCAGAGAAAGUAAGCUUUCAAUAUUGUGCAAUACAAAAACGAGAGCAGGGCAGCCUUGGGUUUGAAGAUCUGCAUCGUGGAAUUAUGAUCUUGAGAUGACAGCACAGCGGGGAUUGGCUGAAGCCCUAAGCAACCUCUACUACAGCAGAGAUGAGCUGUGGGCUGGUGCUUCUGUGGUGAGGUGGUGGUGUUUCUGGAGAGCAGAUCAGAGGCAGGGGAAAACCACGCAGAAGCAGGAGCUGAAGACCUCAGACCGGCACCAGGGACAGCUUAAUGAAGACAAACUGAAGGGGAAACUGAGAUCCUUAGAAAACCAGCUGUACACCUGUACCCAGAAAUACUCCCCUUGGGGAAUGAAAAAAGUACUACUGGAGAUGGAAGACCAGAAAAACAGCUAUGAGCAGAAGGCCAAGGAGUCACUGCAGAAAGUGCUGGAGGAGAAAAUGAAUGCAGAGCAGCAACUACAGAGCACACAGCGAUCCCUGGCCCUGGCAGAGCAGAAGUGUGAAGAGUGGAGGAGCCAGUAUGAGGCUCUGAAGGAGGACUGGAGGACCCUUGGGACCCAGCACAGGGAGCUGGAGAGCCAACUCCACGUGCUUCAGUCCAAACUGCAGGGAGCAGAUAGCAGGGACUUACAGAUGAACCAGGCCCUGCGAUUUUUGGAAAAUGAGCACCAGGAACUGCAGGCCAAGAUUGAAUGCCUGCAAGGGGACAGAGACCUGUGCAGCUUGGAUACCCAGGACCUACAAGGUCAACUAAAAAGGUCAGAGGCGGAGAAACUCACCCUGGUGACCAGAGUACAGCAGUUGCAGAGUUUGCUUCAGAAUCAAUCCUUACAGCUUCAAGAACAGGAGAAACUCUUAACAAAGAAAGGUCAGCAAAUUUAUCACCACAAAUUCUAAGAUAUUGCUCUUCCCUUACCUGCCUAGAGGCAGCGGGAUGGACUACAUGACCUCCUGGAGUCUCAGCCAGUUCUGGGAGUCUGUUAAGUCUGGGAUGUGUGGGAGCUUUUUAAGGACUGACCAUUGGCUCUGAGGACACUUCAACUAGUUAGCCUUCUAUCCUGAGGUAUAUAAACUGUGAAAAAGGGUUUCUAUUCUCUUUGAAAGCACAUGUCUGUGUUGAACAUUUCAAUAAAUUUAUUUUGAACUCAGGAUUUCAUGUCAAUUUUUACACACUUGAUUUUCCAAAUCACAUCCAACUCGCCAGCCCCAAACCACAUAGCAUGCCAGAGUCAACUCACUCUUAGCCCUAGAGAGUCUACUGUCCAUGUUUCCUGAGAAUUCACUGUGUAUACAGAGGGGCAAUAGCUCCUCACCUGUCCACUACACACGACCUUUUGUUUUCUCCUCACAAUCAUUGGGCAUAAUAUAAUAGAUAAGGCAGAAAUUUUUAUGCCCACAUAGUAUGGAUAAGAACAUGAAAGCCUAUGGUGACACAAACUAACAACACAGCUACAACAACAAUCCAAAACUUCUGACUCCUAGUCCAUGCUCUUUUCACCAAGACUAAGACUGCAGGGUGGCUAAAAAACCAUCUUUAACCGUAUGAAGAUAAAUUUUAGUAUAUGACUGCCAUCUUCACAACUUUCAAAUGAGGACAUCAGGGAAAAGGGAUUGUAUUAAAGCAUUCACCAAACUUAUUUGACAAACUAGGAAGAAUGUGACAUACAACCAAUGAAAUUCAAUUAAUAAGUAUUCACUAAAACUAUCUAGCACUAGAUAAGACUGGGGAUACAAAGAAAAGAUGCCAAUCUUGCCCUCAAGGAGCUCAGAUUCCAGCUGUCUGUCCAAGCUUAGCAGGGGCCUACUGGAAGUUAACCUUUAUGUCAGAGAAUGCCAUCAGUCUAGCCAAGAGCACGCCCUCCCAAGUUCCCUCCCCUCUCCCCACUCCCAGUGGUCUCACCCUCAGGGCCCUUCCUCAGGUGUGGGCCUCACUGUCACCAAGAAUCUGGC
Molecule: messenger RNA, 2459 nt
Organism: Pongo pygmaeus (Bornean orangutan)
Lineage: Eukaryota; Metazoa; Chordata; Mammalia; Primates; Hominidae
Gene: TRAF3IP3
Product: TRAF3 interacting protein 3
Exons: 7
Coding region: 600-1406 (268 amino acids)
Source: RefSeq, a predicted model, not a curated record